AUGAGGAACAAGGGCAGCCCUGACGUCACAGGGAUGGGCAUUACCCCACCACGGGGGCUGAUGACCAUCCGCGAGGUGACGGGCUACAUCCUGAUCGCCAUGAACGUCUUCGCCUCGCUGCCGCUGCGGAACCUGCGCGUCAUCCGCGGGACGCAGUUCUACGAGGAGAGGUACGCGCUCUUCGUGCUGCUCAACUACAACCCCAACGCCACGCACGCGCUGCGCCAGCUCGGCCUCAACCAGCUCACAGGCUGGAUGAUCGACGAGAACAUCCGUCCCACCUUCAAGGAGCUGGCGAACGAGUUCACACGCAUGGCCCGCGACCCCCCCCGCUACCUGGUGAUCAAGCCACCGCUUUUCCGCUCCUUUCCCACCGUGUGCUAUAGAGCACGGGGCACGCUGUCGUCUGCGGUGGAACCAAACCGCUGCCGGGACUUGCAGGCACUCGGAUGUGCCCAAAAGUCGGAACAGGCAGCAAACCUCCUCUGGCUGCAGCACGGAGCGAGGCCUGUGGGGUUCCUGGUGUCAGGCAGCGUGCUGGCAGCUGCCAGGCCGGAGCAGGAGCACGUGGGUUACGUUUAA
Molecule: messenger RNA, 582 nt
Organism: Opisthocomus hoazin
Lineage: Eukaryota; Metazoa; Chordata; Aves; Opisthocomiformes; Opisthocomidae
Source: RefSeq, a predicted model, not a curated record